ACCCCGCCUCUACAACAGUGCUAUUCCAUUCUGUUCUUUCGUGUUGCGAUUCCGUACCCGUUAUAACAGUGCUCAAGGGAAUCAAUCAUGGUCGUCGAAGACUCGAAGAAAGGCGGCGACAAAGCCAAAUCUUCAGAAAAGGCAAAAAAUCGCAUGCGUGAAUUGAGAAUUCGUAAAUUAUGUUUGAAUAUUUGUGUUGGUGAAUCUGGUGACAAGCUUACCCGUGCUGCCAAGGUAUUGGAACAGUUGACUGGUCAACAGCCAGUGUUCUCCAAGGCUCGUUAUACUGUCAGAUCUUUCAGUAUUAGAAGAAAUGAAAAAAUUGCUGUCCACUGCACAGUCCGUGGUGCUAAGGCUGAAGAAAUCUUAGAACGUGGAUUAAAGGUACGUGAAUAUGAAUUAAGACGAGAAAACUUCUCAGACACUGGAAAUUUCGGUUUUGGUAUCCAAGAACAUAUUGAUUUGGGUAUUAAAUACGAUCCCAGUAUUGGUAUUUAUGGUUUGGACUUCUUCGUCGUUUUAGGACGUCAAGGUUUCAAUGUAGCUCACAGGCGAAGGAAACAAGGCAAAGUUGGUUACCAACAUAGACUUAACAAGGAAGACGCUAUGAAGUGGUUCCAAACUAAAUAUGAUGGUAUCAUUUUAGCUGGAAAGAAGAACUAAUAUUAAUUGCCUUGGUAAUCAAUGCAAAAAAAACUCCAAAAUAUACCUAAGUGUUGUUUUUCAAACAAA
Messenger RNA from Sipha flava (yellow sugarcane aphid), 732 nucleotides. RefSeq names its product 60S ribosomal protein L11 (gene RpL11). The transcript has 6 exons. Bases 88 to 663 code for a protein of 191 amino acids. Gene Ontology annotation, biological process: translation. NCBI's taxonomy places the organism in Eukaryota, Metazoa, Arthropoda, Insecta, Hemiptera, Aphididae. Gene Ontology annotation, cellular component: cytosolic large ribosomal subunit; ribosome. Gene Ontology annotation, molecular function: RNA binding; structural constituent of ribosome. The record is from RefSeq and is a predicted model, not a curated record.